AUGGUAGCACAAAAAACCUUGUAUCUCCUCGCGACGCUAAGCUCCGUGUUGUGCCUGACUUACGCAGCUCCCGGAUUUUCCCAUGGUGACUUUGGCCACCUCUCCGGCGGAUACGGCCACGAGGACUUUGGCGGUGGUUCUUCUGGCGGAUUCGAAGGCGGACACGGCUUUGGUGAUGGCGGUCACGGUUUCGAAGAAGGCGGACACGAAUCAGAAGAAUCUCUAGGAGGCGGCGGAGGCGCUGACGGCGGCGAGGAGCACCAUGUCCAACACGUUCACACCACUACCCACGAGCACACUAAACAUGUUCCAGUGCCAGUAUAUCAGAAGAUCGGAGUCCCAAUUCCUCAUCCAGUUCCUAAAGCUAUCCCACAAUACGUCAAGGUUGGAAUCCCACAACCGUAUGCUGUUCAUGUAGCUGUUAAGCAACCUAUUGAAGUGCCAACUUACAAAGUAGUAACAAAAGUUAUUGAAAAGAAAGUACCUUAUACCGUAGAAAAAACAGUUCCAUAUAUCGUCGAAAAACCUUACCCCGUCCACGUUGAGAAGAAAUAUCCAGUCAAGGUCCCACAUCCUUAUCCAGUAUAUGUCACUAUCUACAAGCACGUCUUGCACCACACAAAGAAAGAGAAGAAGCACUAG
Messenger RNA from Ctenocephalides felis (cat flea), 642 nucleotides. RefSeq names its product adult-specific cuticular protein ACP-22-like. NCBI's taxonomy places the organism in Eukaryota, Metazoa, Arthropoda, Insecta, Siphonaptera, Pulicidae. The record is from RefSeq and is a predicted model, not a curated record.